AUGUGUAUUGAAGCAAGAAUGAUGAGGCCAUCUUUCAAGAAAGUUCAAAUUGUUUACUAUCUUUCAAGAAAUGGCCAUCUCGAGCACCCUCAUUAUAUGGAAGUCACUCAUCUUUUUCAUCAACAACUUCGUUUAAAAGAUGUUAUAGAUCGCCUCACGGUUCUAAGGGGUAAGGCCAUGCCUUCCCUCUACUCUUGGUCUUGCAAAAGGAUAUACAAAAGUGGGUAUGUGUGGAAUGAUUUGGCACAAAAUGAUGUUAUUUAUCCAUGUGAAGGAGCUGAAUAUGUACUAAAAGGAUCUGAAUUAAUUGAGGGCACCACUGAGAAAUUGCGCCAUCUUCAAAUUAGCAAAGUUCCACUAAUCAAUAACCAAUACGAUCGAGAUGAGGAGGAAGAAGGAUACACUAGCACCAUUACGCCGCGGUCGAGACGCUCGAGGGGGGUCUCGACCGACGAAUUCAGGCCUCCGAAGCCUGAAUUCUUGUCGGUCUCGUCGCCACCCUCGACCACGUCAUCCUCCGUCUCUGAGAAGGCGAACAACGAAGUGAUAGGUGUCGAAAAAGGUGGCGCAAUAUCUAAGGAUGUCGAAGAUGUUGGCACCGAGCCAUUGCUGAGCAGAAACUCUAUGCUGCUCAGCCUCAUUGCCUGCGGCGGCUCUGUCUCGUUCAGGAAGGCUGCGCCGCCGGAAGCGGCCAGAAGGAGCGGCAGCGGCGGGCUGCAUAAAGGGGUUGUGAAUAAUGUUGUAUGCAAAUCAGCAGUUAAGCAUGUCGUGGACGUGGAUGUGGACGAGGAUGUAAAGAUGAUAGGUUUGAUGUCGGAGAAUCCGAGGUUUGGGAACUUGCAAUCGGAGGAAAAGGAGUAUUUCAGCGGUAGCAUUGUGGAGACAAUCCCCAUUGAAAAAGUUGAAGGAUUGAAGAAAUCAUCAUCUCAUAAUGAAGAAAAGAGUGGCAUGAGUGGGCUAGGAGAAGCAGCUGAUGAGGAACAAGUGCAAAAGAAGGGGAAAUGCAUUCCAAUGAAGAGGUCAUGCUAUAGACAGCCCAAGAAAUGAACCAUUUAUUGCCAAAAAAUUACUGGCUUGUAAUUUCGUUGUUUGCAACUUAG
Molecule: messenger RNA, 1100 nt
Organism: Salvia hispanica
Lineage: Eukaryota; Viridiplantae; Streptophyta; Magnoliopsida; Lamiales; Lamiaceae
Product: protein SOSEKI 2-like
Source: RefSeq, a predicted model, not a curated record